Molecule: messenger RNA, 1328 nt
Organism: Hibiscus syriacus
Lineage: Eukaryota; Viridiplantae; Streptophyta; Magnoliopsida; Malvales; Malvaceae
Product: 29 kDa ribonucleoprotein A, chloroplastic-like
Exons: 5
Coding region: 73-1116 (347 amino acids)
Cellular component (GO): cytosol
Molecular function (GO): mRNA binding
Source: RefSeq, a predicted model, not a curated record
CGGUUCCAUUUCGAAAACCUUAUCUUUUUAGCAAUAGCGGAAAACAACAGCUGAAAAAGAAGCGAAGAAGUCAUGUCUGCAGCAUCUGCUUCAUCUCUUACACUCCCAUCUCUCAAACCCAAAGUCUUAUCUUUAUCAACCUCAACACCCAUUUCACUUUCCCUCUUCUCUCUUUCUCACAAGCCCUGUGCAAACCCUCUCUUUUGUUCUGCUCCUCGAAGUUUCGAGCUUUUGACCAAAAAGUCUUCUUUGUCUGCUAAGUUCGUCAGGAACGUUGCCGUUUCAUCUGACUAUGGGCAGGAAGGUGAUUUGUUUGGUAGUGAUGAGGACGGAGAAGAGGCUCCUGAUUUCUCCCCUGACUUGAAACUUUUUGUGGGAAAUCUUCCUUUCAGUGUGGAUAGCGCUCAGCUUGCUGGGUUAUUCGGUAGUGCUGGAAAUGUUGAGAUGGCUGAGGUGAUUUACGACAAGGCAACUGGGAGAAGUAGGGGGUUUGCUUUUGUUACCAUGUCCACAAUUGAGGAAGUUGAAGCUGCUGAACAACAGUUCAAUGGCUAUGAACUGGAAGGGAGGGCAUUGAGGGUAAACUCAGGACCUCCUCCUCCUCGUAGGGACGACUUUUCUCCCAGAGGAGGAAGAGGCAGGGACGACUACUCUUCCAGAGGAGGAAGAGGAUGGGAAGACUACUCUCCCAGAGGAGGAAGAGGCAGGGACGACUACACUUCCAGAGGAGGAAGAGGCGGGGAAGACUACUCUCCCAGAGGAGGAAGAGGCAGGGACGACUACUUUCCCAGAGGAGGAAGAGGCAGGGAAGACUACUCGCCUAGAGGAGCAAGAGGUGGUCCUCCUAUGGGUGCUUCAAAUCGUGUUUAUGUUGGUAACCUUUCAUGGGGUGUUGACGAUACGACACUUGAGAAUUUGUUCAGCGAGCAAGGCAGCGUUGUGGAAGCGAAAGUCGUUUAUGACAGGGAGAGUGGUAGAUCAAGGGGUUUUGGCUUCGUUACUUACAAUUCUGCUGAAGAGGUUGACAGGGCCAUCAGAUCCUUGAAUGGUUCUGAUUUGGAUGGCAGACCAAUUCGAGUCACUGUUGCCGAGUCUAGGCCAAGACGCCAAUUUUGAGUGCCGAUGUUUCCUACUCCUGCUGCUUAACUCAUAGGGGACAACUGGAAUAUGCAGCUGGAAGAUGGCAAGUGCAGUCUUUUUUUCUGUUCAGUGGAAUCUAUAAACAUGUUUCUUUUUGUCUCAGCUGCAAUGGCUGAUCUUUUCGACAUCUGUGUAUAGAUUAGAGAAGGUUGACAAUAUCCAUUGAAAUAUUUGCAUUUAUCUGUCAA